CAUGUCCCGCGGCGCCGUGAGCGCAGCCCGGCCGUAGCGGGACCGCGGUCGCCUCCGGAGCGCGGUGCCCGCCGUCGCCAUGCGCUUAGCUGCGCUGCUGGCGGCGCUGCGGCCCGCGCUGCCGCUCGUGCUCGGCCUGUCCCUGGGCUGCAGCCUCAGCUUGCUGCGCGCCUCCUGGAGCCAGGGCGGCGGCGAGGAGUUGUGCCUGGGGGCGGCGGGCCGGGCCGAGCUCCGCAGCGGGGUGCGGCACGAGGCGGCUGAGGCCGGGCCGGGCCCGGGCCACGAGGACUUCCGGCCUCGGAUCGUGCCGUACUACCGGGACCCCAACAAGCCUUACAAGAAGGUGCUCAGAACUCGCUACAUCCAGACAGAGCUGGGAUUCCACGAGAGGCUAUUUGUGGCAGUGCUGACUUCCAGGGCUACCCUGAAUACACUGGCAGUGGCUGUGAACAAGACCAUAGCUCAUCACUUCUCACGCUUGCUGUACUUCACAGGGCUGCGCAGUGCCAAGGUGCCUCAUGGCAUGGUGCUGGUGGCCCACGGGGAUGAGCGACCCAUCUGGCUGAUGUAUGAGACCAUGUACUAUAUCCACCAGCACUUUGGUUCUGACUAUGACUGGUUCUACAUCAUGCAGGAUGACACCUAUACCCAGGCUGAACAAGUCAAAGCUCUGGUGACGCAUCUCAGUAUUAACCAAGAUGUCUACCUGGGACGAGCAGAGGAGUUCAUUGGGGGAGAUGAGCAGGCUCGCUAUUGCCAUGGUGGCUUUGGCUACCUGCUGUCCCGCAGCCUGCUGCUGAAACUUCACCCGCACCUGGACAGCUGCCGCAACGAGAUCCUCAGUGUGCGCCCAGAUGAAUGGCUGGGACGUUGCAUCAUUGAUUUCCUUGGCAUCACUUGUGUGUCCCAGCUCCAGGGUCAGUAUUACCAUACAUAUGAACUGGCUAAAAAUGCUGAUCCAGAGAAGGAGGAGGAAGAAGAGUUCCAAGCAGCUAUUGCCGUGCACCCUGUUUCUGACAUGAGCCUGAUGUACCGGCUGCACAAGCACUUCAGCAGGAUCCAGCUGGAGAGAGCCUACCAGGAGAUCCAGGAACUGCAGAUGCAGAUCAGGAAUCUGACAUCGCUGACUCCUGCAGGCGAGGCAAGUUUGACGUGGCCUGUGGGGAUUAAUUCUCCAUUUCUUCCAAAGUCACGUUUUGAGGUAAUCAGCUGGGACUACUUCACUGAGCAGCACCUCUUCUCCUGCCUUGAUGGCUCCCCCAAGUGCGAGCUCUCUGGAGCCAGCAAAGCAGAUGUCAGUGACAUUAUUGAGUCAGCACUUGAGCAACUUAACAGCCGCUACCAGCCCUUGCUCCGGUUCAGCAAGCGGCAGUUGCUGAAUGGCUACCGGCGCUUUGACCCCACCCGAGGAAUGGAAUACACGCUGGACCUGCUGCUGGAGGCAGUAACCCAGAAGGGCCACAGUCAUGUUCUAGUUAAACGAGUGAGCUUAGUGCGGCCCUUAAGUAAGGUAGAAAUUAUUCCCAUGCCGUAUGUAACAGAGGCCACGCGUGUGCAACUGGUGCUUCCAUUGACGGUACAGGACUUGGAUUUUGUGUCAAACUUCCUGGACAUGUAUGCUAUGAACACACUGGACACACAUGAUAAUGCCUUGUUGACUUUACUUUUCAUCUACCAUCCGUAUGAUGCCCAGCGAGUCAGCCAGGUAGAUGUAUUUGCUGGAGUCAAGGCCAUGGUAGGAGAGCUGGAGAAACGCUAUGCAGAAGUUAAAAUCCCCUGGAUUAGUGUCAAAACUGAGGUGCCGUCACAAGUGAAACUCAUGGAUAUAGUCUCAAAGAAGCACCCCGUGGACACCUUGUUCUUCUUGGCCAGUGUCUGGACAGAAAUCAAUAUGGAGUUCCUGAACCGCUGCCGCAUGAAUACAAUCAGCAAUUGGCAGGUCUUUUUCCCAGUGCACUUUCAAGAGUUCAACCCUGCACUGGUAUACCGUAGUGAGCAGACUGCUUCGUCCAGCACUGACUUCCUGAAGGAUGGACAUUUUGACAGACAUUCCUUUGCUGAGGCCUGCUUUUAUAACUCUGACUAUAUGACAGCACGUACCAAGCUAGCAGCUGAUAUCCUAGAUCGAGAUGAAGUGCUGGAGAGCAUGGAGGUAUUUGAUGUCUUCCUCCAUUAUUCUGGUUUGCACUUAUUUCGGGCUGUGGAGCCUGGGUUAGUGCAGAAAUAUGCACUGAGGAGCUGCAACCCCCGGCUCAGUGAGGAGUUGUACCACCGCUGUGUCCUCAGUAACUUGGAAGGGCUUGCAUCCCGCUCACAUUUAGCCAUGGCACUAUUUGAGCAGGAACAGGCCAACAGUACUUGAGAGACUGGAAACAUCAGGAGCUGAGCUGCACCUUAACACUUGGCACUUUCCAUCCCCUUCCGAACCUGGCCGUAGUUGAAGGGCAUGUGAGGUCAAGGGAGGAGAAAGGCUUUCCCAGCUUUGCUCUGCAGCGCAAGCAGGAGCUGUGGAAAGGCUGUUUUUGUGGAGUUUUACUUUUUUGCUUUUAUGUGGGUUGGGGUUGGUUUGAUUUUUGUUGAUUGCUUUUUUUUGUUUGUUUGUUUGUUUUUUAAACAAAUAGAUCUCUUUUCAAGCAGACUGAUGUGAUUACUUGUAAACUUUAUAGGUUCUGGGAUGAGGGGUGUAAGAAGAGCUUUUCAGGUCAUCUUUCUUUGAGCCAUGCAAUUCUGGUGAGUGGUGUUGAGACAGAAUAUGAGGUACUUUUUGGAACAAGAUUAUGUUGGCCUUGCCACCCUCAAUGCUGUCAUUGCACCACCUCGUUUUUCUCUUCAUGCACUCAAUUCUGAGGAGUCACAAACAUAACUUACGUAGUUGUCUGCUGGACAGAACUGUUCAGUGUGCCUUCACUUUGCUAUGUUUGCAACUGCAGAACACUCAUUUUGUUAUGUGAUCAGGGAAGGUAAAGAAACUGAAAAUUCCCUUGUCGAACACCAACCUUGUAGAGCACCACUGUACUAUACUGGGUUCUUCUAGAAUUGGAAGCAAUCUCAAUUUCAGUAUGUUGAGCCAGUGAGGGUGACUACCCUUAUUCAUGGCUACAUAUGCAGAAUUUAAGGAAAAUGAUUGUAUUUGCUUUAUUUAUGAUUAUAAGGUAUAGGUCUGGUAUCAGUUUCAAAAGAGAUUAUGAAAGAUCUGAAAAGCUUCAAAGAAAGUACUUAGUCUGCAACAAUCUCAAAAAGGGAUAAAAAGUCAAAUUUGCUUAUUUGAAAAGUAAGAGAGAGCUUGAUGCUGACGUAGGAAGAAGAAUCUGUUCUGAAUCUCUUAUUGGGGUGUGUUUGUCACUAAGUGAACCCUCAGAGUAAAAGAAGUUGAUGGAAAUCUCACUGCUGUGAUUGCUUUACAGUAAUCACUGUUUUGCUGGUGCAUUACGAUCUUAGUAGGAGAUGUACUCAAUGUGAAGUAAUAUUUAAAAUACUGUGCUUUAGAGCUCAGAGAAUACUAUAGAUAUCUUCUUACAUUACUUCAGAUACUGAGAGCAGUGAGUGGUAUAGCAUUGAAUGAGCCUCCAGUCCACCUGCAGCACACCAAGUAGAUCUCAUCUGUAGAAUAGAUUCUUCCAUUGUGGCAGUUACAGCUGAUAGAGUAGUCUCUCUCACAUGCACUUGAAAAGCAAACAAACAACAACAAAAAAACCACUACACCUAUAUUAAUCAUUCCUACUGCCAGACAGAAGGGAUAUUUUAAUGAGAAUUUCUUUUAGUCAAAGUCAAGGCCUCACAGGUGUUAUGAAGCAAUAUGAGUGGGAGCUGCCUCUAUCACAACCUGCUGCUGAGUUGGAACCAAGGACAAGGAUUUUGCUCAGCACAAUACUGGCCUGAGGGCUUGCUGGAUGGACGAGCACAGCUCAGAUCUGUUCCUGCUCCAGUCAACUGUUACGUGAAUCAGUGCUUCCUUAGUGUACAGUGGUCUUCCAGUCAGGAUCUCUACAGUAGCAAAGAAGAGUAAUGUCAGUAUGUAUGCCUGCUGCUAUGCCUUGAUGACUGUGUGUGUGUUUUUUUUUUUUCCUUGAAGAUAAGAGACUCUGAUGCAUGAAAUAUGAGCAGAUGGCCCUAAAGGAUGCAUAGUUUGUAAAUGCAAGUUCCAAUGUGAUAUAAUGCUGAAGAAGGAUUCUCUGAGCCAUUGUUCUGAAUGACGCAUUUGAAUGAACUGACAGUGGGAUUUGGAUGUUGUAUAAACGUUGUAUAAACAAAGCAAGCAAUCUGAUGCAAGAAUGAGAGAAAAACAGGUGUCAUACAAUCAAGCUGAAAUAUUAAACAUGGAAAAAGAUGCAGUGAGUCAGUUGUCAGGAAAUCUGCAGGGAAUGCAGUAGUUGGGUAUAGCUGUGUUGUAAAACAAGCUGCUACUGAAAAAGGUUUCAAAAUAACAUAGGGCAGGUGAGAGUUAUUAGUGAAUCCUCAUUAGAGGAGAAGGACAGUGAGAUCUUGUGCAUUGCCAAGUAAGCAAAACGAAAAGCUAAACCAGAAAACUUGAAGGAAUCAUUAUGUAACGUGCCAGUGUCAUUGUGUUUUGGAAACUGUGAUGAACAAGUACAAAGAACU
Molecule: messenger RNA, 4599 nt
Organism: Phasianus colchicus (ring-necked pheasant)
Lineage: Eukaryota; Metazoa; Chordata; Aves; Galliformes; Phasianidae
Gene: CHPF2
Product: chondroitin polymerizing factor 2
Cellular component (GO): Golgi cisterna membrane
Molecular function (GO): glucuronosyl-N-acetylgalactosaminyl-proteoglycan 4-beta-N-acetylgalactosaminyltransferase activity
Source: RefSeq, a predicted model, not a curated record